Molecule: messenger RNA, 1624 nt
Organism: Lobosporangium transversale
Lineage: Eukaryota; Fungi; Mortierellomycota; Mortierellomycetes; Mortierellales; Mortierellaceae
Exons: 3
Coding region: 249-1472 (407 amino acids)
Biological process (GO): regulation of DNA-templated transcription
Molecular function (GO): DNA-binding transcription factor activity
Source: RefSeq, a predicted model, not a curated record
GAUUUCUUUUCAAAAAGCUUAUACCCUUCACUAUAAUUUAAAUCACCUCUUGCCUUGUUGUUCUUGUUUGCUCAUACAAUGGGUCUGCGCUAUUGAUAGAUGCUUCUAGGAUUAUAACCUAUGAUAAUGCGCCUACUACCACAGCUACUAAGCGUCCAAGCCUAGAGCCAACCCCUGCAGCAAAGAAGAUAGCUAAGAUUGAGACAAUAGUCACAGCAGUAGCUCCAGCGCUUAAAACUGGGGCAGAAAUGAACAAUUCAAGGCCACCUAUCGAGGUCCAAAAUAGUCCGGCACUCCCAGCCGUGAUGCAGAUCCCAUUUGUACCUCAGCUAUUCAACCGGAAGCUGACCCGGAAACAGAUUGAAGAAACUUUGGCGCAGUUGUUGGAAUCUACAAAGUAUUUGCUUAUGGCUUCACAAGAGGCUCAGCCAGGCAUCAAGAUUGAUGAUAUCCCUUCCUCAUCGGACUUGAAAAAGAUGACAUCUAAGGAGCGAAGGCAGCUUCGUAACAAAAUAUCUGCAAGGAACUUUCGUGUUCGUAGAAAAGAAUACAUUGAGCAACUGGAAAGUCAAGUUGAGCAGCACAAGACAGAAGCUCGGCAUCUACGAGAAGCUGUGGCGGUCGUACAUGCGGAGAACAAACGGCUUCGAGAGGAGUUGGAGGUUGCCAAGCGUCAAAGCACCCAAGUCACUUCUUCCAAUGUCUCGGACAUCAAUGCACCACAGUUACCACUUGUCACACCUGUCCCUGCUCUUUCAACUGAGAAUCAGGUUUUGCUGGCGUCUAUUUUUUCCCAAUCAUGCCUUGGCUCGAAAGACAAGGUCAAUGCAACUACCAACACACUAUCUCGGCCCCAUUCUUCCUUACUUACACCCAACCUCAAAAAGGAUAUGCCUAAUACUCCUUACAUCGGAGACAAUGCAUGGAAAGAUGCAAAUCCUAUUUCUGUUCAUACAGCAUUUGUUCCAGAGAUUGUCUUGAAAGACCAGCCCUUCCUGAGGCAGGGAUCAUUAUGUCUAAAGGAGGAUGAACUGUGGAAUCGUCCCUGGUUGGAAAAUGAAAGGACUCCCAAAGAGCUCUCAAAGGUUGACAAGAAUCCUUUCUUGGUCACGAGUGUAGUGUAUGAGCUAAUGCAAACAUUGGCGUGCGAAUGGUUAGGCGCAAUGAACUUCCUUGAGACUCAGAGCGUUACUUGCGCAUUUACUCUCAAUGAAGACAAGGCAUUAGUACAGGAUUAUGAGGAUGGCGUUCAUAGGAUUGAAACGAUUAAUGGAGAAACACGGUGCGACAAAAAAAUGGGUGCCCAAAUGGCUUUUUCUAGGCCACAAAUGUGUGGCAUGGCUGUUAGUGAGUUGCUAGAGGGCUUUUAUCGAAUGCUCUUCGGUCAAAAACCUCCGGCAUCAUGCGCGCUCGAUGCCAGAUGGCUCUUUGGGCUAGACCUGACGUUUCUUUUUUCCUUGGAAGUUUGCUGAAAUAUACAUUUCAAAUCAUGGGAAAUAAAAUGAGAGCCAUGCUACAAAAAUGUUUCAACUCAGAGCAGUGCAUUGUAGGUUCAUUUGUUGUGAAGACAAACAUGUCAAAGCAAGGAAUCUUCAAAGAAUGUAAUGUUGCACAACCUUACUUC